CAGUCCAGGUAAGGCCUUGCUACUUUGUGGCUGGAGACUGUGUCUUGCCUUCUGCCCUGAAUUCAUCAGUAACUUGGGAAAGGGCUGUUUCGGAGCAGACCUGGGCUACCUCAGUGUUGGGGAAGGGCUUUGUCUUGCAGGCUGGCUGUGGGUUGCUUGCCUAGGAGUGUCUUUCCUGAAUUUGCAAGGGGCUUGCUUCCGGGUUUGAGUUUACAUGUGCCUGUGACCAAGUCUUGGAGGAAAGGUCCUAUCGUAGAGUCUGUGGGUGGGUUCACUGUGUCUGUCCCCGUCGUUGAGAUUUUUUUUUUUUUGUCUGGUAUAUAUGCCUCUUGGGGCCUCUAUUUAUCUGUCAGGGUCUCCGAUGGGAAGGUCUCUGAACCUGCGGUCUAACUCAGCCUUAGAACAUCACUCCUGCUACCAAUCCAAAAAUUCCAUCUGGGACAAGUCUCCCAGGAAUGGCAUAGGUGGGAGGGGGCCUCUGUCCAGGACUCAGGCGCUGGCUUUGCGGGGUGUCUGCUUGGGGGCCUCAGUCUGUGUUGGGGGCCUCAGUCUGUGUAAGUCUCCCUAGGCAGCUGCUCUAGGGCUUGGUCUGGAGGAGCCACUUCUCUCUGGCUCUGGCCGCCUGGGGAUCCCUGCAGCUGAGGCCAAGGCUGGGGUGUGGCCGCCUCGGCGGCAGGCCGGCGGGCUGGGCUCGGGUGGGCCGGGGUGCUCCCUCCCUUCCACGGCCCCAUCCCGGGUUCCCCCGUUGAUCGCCCCCCCAAUCCCUAUCCCAGCGGGUCCCGGCUUCCUUACAUGGUCACGGCCGGGCUUCCAGCUCCCGGACGUCCCCCGCCCCCCGCCCCCACCGGACACGGCCCCCGCCCUGCUCGCCCCGCGCCACCCGCCCGCGCCCCGCCAUGGAGGACCUGGACGCCCUGCUCUCUGAUCUGGAGACCACCACCUCACACAUGCCAAGGUCAGGGGCUUCCAAAGAGCGCCCUGCAGAGCCUCUCACCCCUCCCCCACCCUAUGGCCACCAGUCACAGACAGGGUCUGGGGAGUCUUCAGGAGCCUCGGGGGACAAGGACCACCUGUACAGCACGGUAUGCAAGCCUCGGUCCCCAAAGCCUGCAGCCCCGGCGGCCCCUCCAUUCUCCUCUUCCAGUGGUGUCUUGGGUACUGGACUUUGUGAGCUAGAUCGGUUGCUUCAGGAACUUAAUGCCACCCAGUUCAACAUCACAGAUGAAAUCAUGUCCCAGUUCCCAUCUAGCAAGGUGGUUUCAGGAGAGCAGAAGGAAGACCAGUCUGAAGACAAGAAAAGACCCAGCCUCCCUUCCAGCCCAUCUUCUGGCCUCCCAAAGCCUUCUGCCACCUCGGCCACUCUGGAGUUGGAUAGACUGAUGGCCUCACUCUCUGACUUCCGCGUUCAAAACCACCUUCCAGCCUCUGGGCCAACACAGCCACCAGUGGUGAGCUCCACGAAUGAGGGCUCCCCAUCCCCACCAGAGUCGACUGGCAAGGGCAGCCUAGACACCAUGCUAGGGCUGCUGCAGUCUGACCUCAGCCGCCGGGGUGUUCCCACCCAGGCCAAGGGCCUCUGUGGCUCCUGCAAUAAACCUAUUGCUGGACAAGUGGUGACUGCUCUGGGCCGCGCCUGGCACCCCGAACACUUCGUUUGCGGAGGCUGUUCCACCGCCCUGGGAGGCAGCAGCUUCUUCGAGAAGGAUGGAGCCCCUUUCUGCCCCGAGUGCUACUUCGAGCGCUUCUCCCCAAGAUGUGGCUUCUGCAACCAACCCAUCCGACACAAGAUGGUGACCGCCUUGGGCACCCACUGGCACCCAGAGCACUUCUGCUGCGUCAGUUGCGGGGAGCCUUUCGGAGAUGAGGGUUUCCACGAGCGCGAGGGCCGCCCCUACUGCCGCCGGGACUUCCUGCAGCUGUUCGCCCCGCGCUGCCAGGGCUGCCAGGGCCCCAUCUUGGAUAACUACAUCUCGGCGCUCAGCGCGCUCUGGCACCCGGACUGCUUCGUCUGCCGGGAAUGCUUCGCUCCCUUCUCGGGAGGCAGCUUUUUCGAGCACGAGGGCCGUCCAUUGUGCGAGAACCACUUCCACGCACGGCGCGGCUCGCUGUGCGCCACGUGUGGCCUCCCCGUGACCGGCCGCUGCGUGUCGGCUCUGGGCCGCCGCUUCCACCCGGACCACUUCACAUGCACCUUCUGCCUGCGCCCGCUCACCAAGGGCUCUUUCCAGGAGCGCGCCGGCAAGCCCUACUGCCAGCCCUGCUUCCUGAAGCUCUUCGGCUGACAGCCCGCCCGGCUCGCCCCCUCCCCCGGAGGCCGCGCCCUCCCUGAAAAGCCGGGUCCUCCAGACCCCGAGGCCUUGAUCUCGGAGGGUGAGCCCCCACUCAAUGGAGAGCCCCGCCCCUAAGGUACUCUGAGUCCUCGGGGGGUCAAGUUCAGAAGAGGCCCAGCCAGACCUAAACCCACACGCCCCCAAAGUGGAUCGCACACAGAGAGCUCCUGCGCGAGCCUCCACUCUAUUCCCACCCUUGAGGGAGCCCCUUGACUAGGGGAAAGUCCUUGCAAUUCCAGCGAAUCUGAGGCCAGGCCAGGACGCCCUUGCUCCCUGCACCCUCACUGUUCUGUGCACUUUUUCUACCUACAUAAACACGCCCAUUCCACGUC
This is a messenger RNA of Sapajus apella (tufted capuchin), 2662 nucleotides long. It is a transcript of the gene TGFB1I1, whose product is annotated as transforming growth factor beta 1 induced transcript 1. Gene Ontology annotation, biological process: actin cytoskeleton organization; muscle structure development. Gene Ontology annotation, cellular component: adherens junction; Z disc; stress fiber. The coding region runs from base 897 to 2282 and encodes 461 amino acids. Gene Ontology annotation, molecular function: actin binding; muscle alpha-actinin binding. The transcript has 11 exons. Lineage: Eukaryota; Metazoa; Chordata; Mammalia; Primates; Cebidae. The record is from RefSeq and is a predicted model, not a curated record.